Messenger RNA from Homarus americanus (American lobster), 4534 nucleotides. RefSeq names its product protein split ends-like. Lineage: Eukaryota; Metazoa; Arthropoda; Malacostraca; Decapoda; Nephropidae. The record is from RefSeq and is a predicted model, not a curated record. Gene Ontology annotation, biological process: microtubule cytoskeleton organization. Gene Ontology annotation, cellular component: microtubule cytoskeleton.
CUCGGUAGCAGGACCAUGUUCAGUGAGCUGUGUCGGGAGACUCUCAAGAGGUCGGUCAUCGAGGGCAUCCACGCCUUCCAGGACCUACUGCACUCCAGGACACGUGGGGGUGGUGAUGGUCGAGAGAGUAGUGGUGGGUCGGGGGGCAGCGCACCCUCCGCCAACGGCCACUCAAGUCAGCAGCAACAAGAACAGCAAUCCCACUCAGCCGCCAGCAAAAGGAGCCCAGCCCAGAAGGGGCAGGUAUCGUUCACGGUGGUCACGAGCGACAUCGACAUAGGCGAGGAUGGGGCGAGUAUGAGCGGCCCUGAAGCCUCAUCAGGAACAACAACAGCAGCAGCAAAUAACACAGGUUUCCAGGGCCUGCCGCCCCUACCCCCGGGCCGCAGCCGGUGGUCAUGUAGUGUGGACACUACAGAUGCUUAUUGGUUUGCACAAGAUGAUAACACACCGCCAAGUAAACAACAAAGAGCUUCAUUUGCAGGCCCUAAUGACCUAAUUUUUGGAGAAGAUGAUAGAUCCUCUGGCCUGUCUUACAAAGACAGAGAAGACAGGGUGCGGCAGUUGAGGGAGAGGCAGCAGAUUGAGAAGCAACAGAAGCUAGAGGAGCUCAAGGAACAGGGCCACCAAUCCAAGGCGGCAUUAGCACAACGUUUCCGAGAACAUCAGGAAAAUGAGAGAAGGCGACGCCUGGAAGAGAUGAGGUUACGGGAUGCCGACCGGCGCUCACAGGUAGAGGAACGUAAGCGAAUAAUUCAGCAGGCAGAACAAGAUCGAAGGGAGGCUGUGAUAAGGAAGAAUACUCAGGAGCGUGAUCACCGUAUGGAAUCAAAGCGACGUAAUGAGAGAAGCAACAUUGUGUUCGCAUUUGGCAGUUCUACUCCUCGGAUGCUGGACCCCAAAGACAGCUCUACCAAUGCCUCAUACUGGAGUUCACGCAGAGCAACCUCAACCACCAAUGUUCAUCUCGUUGAUACAUCCAUCACUCGACGUGCAUCAGAGUGUGGUGAAAUGGAUCUGAGCCGUAAACGAGCAACUUCAGCACAGGGUCUAGACAGGAAACCAGAAGACCUGCGUAUGUCAAGCUCGAUGUAUGAAGUGUUUCACUGGGAUGAGAGCAGCUCCUCCCACCAAAACCAUCCCCCUUCUACCCAAGGUACCCGGCUGACCAAGUCUCGUGACUCGUCACUGGAACGCAAGACCCCUCCUUCUGCCCUUAUUUGGGUCAGAUCCUCCACUCCUCAGCCUACUAAGUCAUCUUCUCUUCCCCUUUCUUCCAAAGAUGCUUCUGCUCCCCCUUCUUCCACAUCCUCCUCAUCCUCAGACAAAACCCCGACAAACUCAUCCCAAUCACGUUUCUGUGUAUGGGAGUUUGGGGAUAACUUCGCUGCACUGGGUCCCGCAAAUCAAAGUAGCGGCGGUAGCGGCAACCCGGCCCCUUCCUCACCGGCUUCAACACCCACAUCUUCCACGUGCUAUUCUCGUAGAACUGCUUCUGUAUUUACUGGGGCUGGGUGCACUAUUGGUGGUGAGGACCUUAUGACAAGAUCGAUGACUGCUGCAAUCCCAGCAUCUGCAGAGCACCUGAUACCAGCAAUGCCAUCUCUCACGACAUCCGGCACCAGCCGUAGCAGUCCACGCCACCGGUCGCCAGGCAUGCGUAGUGGGACAGUGACCCCGAAUUCUCCUUCCCGUCCUACCUCUGCUCUGAGUCAAGGGUCCAACAACAGCAGUCAAGUGUCCCUCAGGUCAAGAACCUCUCCUCGCAAACCUCGCCCACUCAGCAUUGCUGGAACUUCAUUGUCUUCUGCAGAUAAACCCAGAGAUCCAACUACACCAUCAAGGGAAAGCAGGCCUAUGGAGAGGAAAUUGUCAAUUGGAUCUACUUCAUCAACGAGUAAGCCCACAAGAGCCAAAAGUGCUGGCUCUGAUAGGAGUGCACCAGCCACUCCAGCUCGCACUCCAGUUAAGGCUGCAACCCCCAAGAAAACUCCAUCACAAGUUAAAGCUGAAAGUGCUGCGAAGAAAGCAGUUGAGAAAAGUAAAACUACACCUAAGACAAAAUCAACACCAAAGACCACACCAUCACAAUCCCCAGCUGUUGAGAGCAAGCCACUUCCUGGAACCAAAGAGGACAAAAAGAAGAUAAAGGAAGAUAAAACUUUAGAAACAAAAUUAAAGGUACAGAAAAGUAAAACAGAAAGUAUUAAUGAUGAUAGUGUUACUGAAAUGCAAUCAGCGGCAAAAACCAAUGGUGCUGAUUCACAGCUGGAGGCAAUAGUUGUUGAUAAUCUACAACCUGAAAAAGACAUAGGUGCCCAAAUUGAACCUACUUCAGAGGAUUCACAGGCACAAGUUGAACCUGUAGUUGAGGAAUUAGCACUUGAAACUAAAAAACUAGUUGAGGAAUCUGUGAAGCCUGAUGGUCCCACAGUUGAAGAAACAGAGUCUCAAGGUAAACAGCCUAGUCAGACAUCAGAAACUCUUGCUCAAGAUGAGAAAUUGAAAGACGAAUCUAAAGACAAACUUGUGUCUGAAGAAAAACUGAGUGUUCCAGAUAUCCAAGAGAGCUCAAACAAGCUAACUGAAGAUGAUAAAAUUGGAGAACCUGAGAAAACAUUAGCCCAGAAAGCUGCAGAGAAGCCUGUAACUGGAUAUGCUACAGAAGAAGAAUACAAAGCAGCUUUAGCAGAAAAACGAAGAAUUGCUAGAGAAGCAAAAGAAAGGGAGCUAGAAUUAGAACGACAGAAAAAGCUUGAUGAGGAGGAGCGUGAAAGAAAGGAGGAAGAAGAAUUCCUAAAAAUGAUUGCGGAGCAGAAAAAAUCAGAAGAAGAACGUCUGAGGAAAGCUAUAGAAGAAGCCGAUCGAAACCGUGAAGAAGAAGCAAAGAGGAGGGAGGAAGAAGAAAAACAGAGAGAAGAGGCUGAACGUUUAGAACAGCAAAAACGUAUAGAAACAGAGGAACGUCUGAGACGAGAGGAAGAAGAACGUCAAGCUCGUAAAAGUCGUGUGGCCGCUAUAAUGGCCAGGACUCGCGGGAAAGGGGGAUCAAAUACUCCUACAAAGGCUGAAGCAAAAACACCUUCAGAUGAAGCUAAGAAUUUUGGUGAUGGAGAGAUGAGCAUUAGCAUGACUGACUCCAUGAUGUCCUCUAUUAUUGCUUCUGAAUCCCAGUCUGAGCCAAGAACCGACUCACAGCCAGCCACAUCUACAUCAGACUCUCAAGCAAGCACUCAGCCACUUAGUGAUGUUUCUUUACAACCAGCUAGUGAUGUGAUAUCUCAGCCUUCAAGUGACACUAAUGCUGCACCAACUAGUGAUGUAUCCUUAAAAUCCGAUCAACAUCAUACGGAUUCAAGUUCACAGAGUCAAACCACUGAAAUAGCUGUUGAUUCUAAAUCUUCUGUUAGGGAGGAAGUGAUGUAUUCAAAGGUUGAGGUGACCUCUACCACAGAAAACUAUCAGGUGGAUGACCUCAUUAGUGGUAUGUCUUCAAUUAAAGUGGAAGAACCACAUGUAAAUGGGGAUUCCCCAGUGCCCAUGGACACAACUCCCACUCAGUCUGUUGACUUGUUGGGAACCCUUAGUGAUGUACAUAGUGUAAAUCAUAACGGAGUAGAUAAUACACCACCACAAACCACUCAAGGGACGGACAACCUUCUAGGUUCUUUAGACCCUCUCAACUCCUCCCUCACGUCCACCACUACCAUCACCCCUGCAGCAUCAAACUUUGACCAGAUCAUUGACUUGGGCCAAACUAAGCUCAGUAAUGAAGAUGCUGUUAAUAGCAAUCCACCUUCACCAUUUAUAGCAUUUGAGCAGAAUUUGAACAAGAAGCAGAAUCAAGAGAAUAAUAGCACAGUUCCAGAUCUGCUGCUGUAAAUCUCUGGUUUUGUUCAUAUGCUCUAUGAUGUGCGAGUGUGAUUGUGAUUUUAAAAAACAACGUAUGUGAUAGUAGCACUGGACCUUAAUAUACAAGUGUGUGUGGUUGAGGAACAGAAAGGCCUCACUGCAUCACUUGCCACAUAACAGGGGUAAUGGGUUUACCAGUACCUGUGCUCCUUCUAUUGUGGCAUUUGUGCAAAAUAUUGAGGAUUUGUAUUAUUACCUCUGAUUAUGAAUUGGCAUGUCCCCAGUCAAAAAAAGGAAACCAGUUGCCUUAAUUGGUUAUUUUAGUAUCCAAAGUUUGUGAACUGCAAAUUCAUUAUGUUAUGUGGUGUGCAGAUGCAAGCACGAAUGCUAACCAGUUACUGGUUAUAAUCCUCAAGAUGUAAUGUAUCACUAUAGUCUUCUCAGAGAUCUGUCUUUCCAAAGGUUAGUAUCAUGUAGUAUGAGCCAAAAAACUGCUUUACAGAUUUAGACAGACAAAGAAAAUUUUAUCAUGACUGUGUUAUAGCAGUGUGUUCUGCGCUCCAAAAUAGAUAUUAUACAUAUUAAUUCUACAAUGGUAGACUAAUGCAGAAUGUGCUAGUUAUAAUUGUGCUAAAAUGUAUACUAAAUAAUUGACAUACAAUAUAUAUAUAUAUAUAUAUAU